UGUUGGCAAUGAACUCCACCUCCUCUGGGCCUCCAGACUUGCUGAUGAGCAACGCCAGCUCCGCUCUGGCAGGGGGCGCUGUUUCACUGUAUAAAGACAGCUUCUCUAAUGCUCUGACUAAGAACAUAGUGGCCAUGUUGGUAUGGCUAGCCCUCAGCGUCAUCAACAGCAGCAUGGUGCACACCUUCCUACGACACAGGUACGCAGAGCUGACUGACACCACAACAACACAAAACACCCGAUGUUACCAUGAUUCGAAUUAUUUAAUCAGAUUUAUCGCCUGGCGAGCUCACACAUACAAGGAAUUUGUCUCGGUGACAUAAACAGAAGCCUAAAAAAAAAAGAAAACAAUAUAAAAUAUACAAAAAGUCUAAUAAAACGGGGAUUUACAUAAUGAAUUAUUGUACUCACUAACACACCUUCUCCUUCUGAGCUCUAGUUUAUCUCUGACUCUAGUUUCUUCUAUGAGAACCCCCGGUACAUGAUGUUCAUCUGCAUGGUGAUCAACGACGCGCUGCAGCUGACCCUGGUGACAGCCCUCUACGUGGCCAGCUACAUCUUCAGGAAGAUCCACGCCUCUGUCUGCUGCUUUUUGAUCAUGACGGCCGUCCUCACCACCCGCUCCACCCCGCUCAUCCUGGCCGGCAUGGCCGUGGAGCGCUACAUCUCCAUCUGCUACCCGCUCCACUACAACCAGCUGUGCACCGUCCCCCGCACCGUCCUCCUCAUCAGCGUCAUCUUCGCCCUCACCGCCGCCCCGCCCAUCACCGACCUCCUCAUCACCCUGGUCAAGGAGCCCCCGAGCUUCUUCCACACCACCAUCUUCUGCGACCACGCGCUUCUGUUUCGCGACCGCUCCAUCUACUACAAGAACUGCGUGUUUGACGGGACGUACCUGUCCUUCGUGGCCCUGACGCUGCUCUACACCUACUGUAAGAUCAUGCUGGCCGCCCAGGCCGCCUCCGCGGGCCUGGCCUCCGUGAAGAGGGCGAGAAACACCGUGCUGCUCCACGGAGUGCAGCUGCUGCUGUGCAUGCUGGCCUUCGUGGUUCCCUCCCUUCAGGCCGCUCUGAUCUCCCUCUUCCCCAGACUGAGCCUGGAGAUCCGCUACAUCUUCUUCCUGCUCGUCUACAUCAUCCCUCGCUUCAUGAGCCCAGUCAUCUACGGUUUCCGAGACGAGCAGUUCAGGAAGUACUGGACGCGGUACCUGUCGUGUCGGAGUCACAGCGUAGUUAGGGUCAGGCCGGUGCUGCUGAAAGUCAACCUGCAGGUGAAAUGA
Molecule: messenger RNA, 1279 nt
Organism: Mugil cephalus (flathead mullet)
Lineage: Eukaryota; Metazoa; Chordata; Actinopteri; Mugiliformes; Mugilidae
Product: odorant receptor 131-2-like
Exons: 3
Coding region: 482-1279 (265 amino acids)
Biological process (GO): G protein-coupled receptor signaling pathway
Cellular component (GO): membrane
Molecular function (GO): G protein-coupled receptor activity
Source: RefSeq, a predicted model, not a curated record